This is a messenger RNA of Fopius arisanus, 7465 nucleotides long. It is a transcript of the gene Sbf, whose product is annotated as SET domain binding factor. The record is from RefSeq and is a predicted model, not a curated record. Gene Ontology annotation, cellular component: cytoplasm; membrane. The transcript has 5 exons. Gene Ontology annotation, molecular function: guanyl-nucleotide exchange factor activity. Lineage: Eukaryota; Metazoa; Arthropoda; Insecta; Hymenoptera; Braconidae. The coding region runs from base 748 to 6960 and encodes 2070 amino acids.
CUUGCGUCCCUGAAAAGUUUUAUCAAUGCCCUGACAUUAUGUCUCUCUAUAACUAUAACAAAACAGGCUGUGAAUACAUACUACCCCUUGUCAACCUCUAGUCCCAUUAUUUUUCCCGAGCGAAUAAACUAAAUAAAAAUAAAAGUACCCAGGAUAAAUUGAGUGUCAUCUUCAAGUGGUCAUCACUCUAUUUCACAGUGUUCGCGGUCCAUGUUACAUUUUUCCCUGGAUGUUCAAUGUGGCGCCUUUGGAAGGUUAUAGAUUAACGUUUUGGGGUGUGGCAUUGUAAUUUCAUCAAAACAAAAUCACCGACUGACCUACCGAUUGUUUACAAUGCAUCCAGAAUUCAUGAUUGAACGUUUGAUUUAUUCAGUAGUGAUUCAGUCGCCAGUUGUGUUUCAUUGUUAUAUCGAGUCAUCCAUGAGCUGCAACAGCUGAGAAAAGUGAUUACAACGUGAAAUAGUUACUCUAAAAAAUCAUAACUCAAUGAUCAUCAGUUUUGAAAUUAAAUAAGUGAAUGAAACCCAGAAAAACAUGUAAAAUAGAUAAUGAAAGAGUGAUGCCUUUGGUGGACAUUCGAGUGACAUAUAGUGUUUAGUUUUGUCUGGUUUUCCCCUCCAAGAUCUUGUUUCUUCACUCUAUUUUUUUUUCUCCCAACUAUUUAAUUUUUUUCCUCCGAAUUUAUCGGAGGGUACUAAUCCCUCAUUCGAAGUUUCAUGAUAACCAGAGACUUAAAAAUCCAGUGGGAUGUUGAACGCCAUCACUCCCACACACCAGGAGUCAACCGAGAUGUCUCGGUUGGCAGAUUAUUUCGUGGUCGUUGGUUACGACCACGAUAAAGAACGUGGUGGAAUAAGCAAUGGAACAGUUGUCCAAAGAUUUCCACAGAAGGAUUGGUCUGACACACCCUUCAUCGAGGGAAUCGAGUGGUUCUGUCAGCCCCAGGGGUGGGCACUGUCCACAGAACGUCAGGAGCCAAGAUUUUUUGUCUCCAUUUUAACAGACAUCGAUGCAAAUCGUCAUUACUGCGCCUGUAUGUGUUUCAAUGAGACAGUUUCAAUUCUCCCUAGCAAGCCAGUUGACGAGGAAGAGGAACCAGUGGAUGGAAACAGUCGAGCUCUCGUCAGGAGUAUUCCAACAAUAGCUCAUCACAGCAUAAUGUAUGCACCAAAGUGUCUGGUGCUUGUAUCAAGACUCGACUACAUCGAGACAUUUAGAAAUUGUCUGGGAAUAAUCUACACUGUUUAUGUUGAGAAUCUGGGUAUUCCCCUGGAGACCCUCGUGGGUAAUAUCCUGGGUUGCAUUCAGGUACCACCAGCUGGAGGUCCCCAGGUGCGUUUCAGCAUUGGUGCAGGUGACAGACAGGCCCUGCAACCACCGAUCAGUCCAUCUCUUCCAAUUACUCACACAAGUGUUAAUUUACUCUUCCAACAGCUGGGAAUUCGCAAUGUCUUGGUACUUUUUUCCGCUGUUAUGACAGAGCACAAGAUUCUCUUUCACUCUGCGAGUUAUUCACGUCUCACCGAGGGCUGUCGAGCUCUUACUGCCCUGAUGUAUCCUUUCAGAUACACUCACGUCUACAUUCCACUGCUGCCUGCUGCCCUCGUAGAGAUCCUCAGCACUCCCACACCAUUUAUCAUGGGGGUUCACAGUUCUCUCAAGCAAGAGGUCUCAGAGCUGAUGGACGUUAUCGUAGCAGAUCUUGAUGGUGGCUCUAUAACGGUUCCCGAUGGUGUAUCAUUGGCUCUUCUACCUGAACCCCUUCUCUCACAGACUCAGGACCAUCUGUCACUGGUACUUCAGCCUGAGCUCAUCUGUGCUGAUUAUGCUUUUCCUCCACUGGCAACCAGGGCCCCCCAUCCACCGAUGCUCGAUAAAGAACUCAGAGCUGUUUUCAUGAGGACCUUUGCCCAACUCCUACAGGGAUACAGAAGUUGCCUGACACUCAUACGAAUUCAUCCACGACCAGUUAUAACAUUUCACAAGGCUGCCUUUCUUGGGGAGCGAGGACUCACAGACUGUGACUUCACAAUACGAGUUCUCGACUGCAUGUUCUUCACGUCAUUUGUCGCUGAGAGAGGCCCCCCAUGGCGACCUUGUGACGUCUGGGACGAACUCUACUCCAACAUAAGUGAUCAAUUGAAACAGGAGUCCCAGGAUCAUCGACUCAUUCUCACUCACAUCCAGGAAUUAGCACAGCACUUGUACACCAAUGAGAAUCCCAAUCCACAGCCAUACGUUCAAAAAAUUCUUAAACCACCUGACGGUGCAUUCACCAGGAUUCAUCAACCCCAAUUGCCUGUUAUAAAUCCUGAACAGGUGCAGGCUAUUAUUGACGAGGGAUUGGCGAAGAAUAAUCUCAAAGUCAGACUGACUGGUCUGAGACCUAGCCAACCAAGAAUAGUGCCAUCUGGUCCUCACAUAUCCAUUGUACAUGACACAAGGCAUUUAGUAAGUAAUUCAGCGCGUAGAUUAGAGGUACUGAGGAACUGUGUGAAUUGUAUAUUCGAGAAUAAGAUAUCAGAUGCCAGAAAGACAUUUCCAGCUGUACUCAGGGCACUAAAGAGCAAAGCUGCGAGACUGGCACUUUGUAUGGAAUUUUCACAGCACGUUGUGGGAAAUAAAGCGAUGCUUGAGCACCAGCAGUUCGAUCUCGUUGUUAGACUGAUGAAUUGUGCUCUUCAGGAUGAUUCAUCGAUGGAUGAGCACGGCGUUGCUGCUGCUCUUUUACCACUUGCCACAGCUUUCUGCAGAAAACUCUGCACUGGGGUCAUACAGUUCGCUUAUACCUGCAUUCAGGAACAUGCAGUAUGGCAGAAUCAGCAGUUCUGGGAGGAUGCAUUCUACCAGGACGUGCAGAAGGACAUCAAGAGGCUUUAUUUACCCGGUGAUAAUCUCAAAUUCAUCACUGAUGGAAUAGUAAGCCCUAUCAGCCCCAGGGAUGGAAAGGAUAAGGAGUUUCCAUUUAAUGACAGAAGAUCUAUAUACAGGAGUCAGGAGCCAUCUGCUUUGGAAAUAGCUGCCGAGCAGAUGAGGCUGUGGGCUGGCAUCGAUGGUGAGAAACAGAAGGAACUUGUUACGAGUGAGGAGAGCACUUUGUACAGUCAAGCCAUUCAUUAUGCCAAUCGCAUGGUUUAUCUUCUCGUACCUCUUGAUAUUGGGGCCAAAGCCCACAGGCAGGAUCACGUCUGCGAUGACGAGAGGGCGAGCAAUAGUAUUACUAAUAGCGAUGUUUUUGUUCCGCGGAACAGCGUGGCGAGCGACAGUGGAGAUGCUGAAUCAGGUUUCGAGGAGACUGAUCCUGGAGAGACUGGAAGUGCUGUUAUCAGGAUGGUAUCUAGAUUUGUGGACAGGGUAUGCACUGAGGGUGGAGUUAGUACUGAGCAUGUCAGAUGUCUACAUCAGAUGGUACCUGGGGUUGUGCACAUGCACAUUGAGACCCUCGAGGCUGUGCACAGAGAGAGCAAAACAUUGCCACCCAUACAGAAACCCAAGAUCCUGACCCCGAACAUGCUCCCAGGAGAAGAGGUGAUAAUGGACGGACUGCGAGUGUAUCUCCUUCCCGAUGGUCGAGAAGAGACGAUCGGAGGUCUUGCAAGGACUCCCCCACUGCUCCCAGCCGAGGGUGCAAUAUUCCUGACAAAUUACCGUAUAGUUUUCAAAGGAAUUCCCUGCGACCCCUUCGCCUGCGAGCAGAUGGUGGUUCGUGCAUUUCCAGUGACAUCCCUGACGAAAGAAAAACGUGUAUCAGUGCAAAACCUGGCACACCUGGACCAGUGCAUGCAGGAGGGUCUCCAACUGCGUUCCUGUACAUUUCAGCUGAUAAAACUGGCAUUCGACGAGGAAGUCACACCCGAGAACAUCGACACCCUUCGGAAAUUGAUCCACAAGGCGCGUUAUCCUCCCCACAUAUUCCAUCACUUCGCCUUCAACGGUCAGAUGUUCGUUACACCGACGGCCCAUAACAAGGGAAAAGAGAAGAACGCGACCCUCAAGGGCUUCGCCAAGAAGACACUUCUGAAAACAGCGAGAAAAGCUGGGUUCAAGCCAAAACAAUCAUCAAAACGUCAGAAGUACGUUCUCCCAAAUAUGAAUGUAAACCUCAAGAUCAAUGUGACGAAUACCAACAACAAAUACCUGACAUCACCAGGAAGAAUGAGCCUUCCAGUGUCAAAUGACACAAACGAUCUGAGUCAUGACGAUGAUUUGAGUAUCGACGAGUUCGAGAUAUCAAAUAUUGCCUGUCAGCCACCCACAGACGCUAAAACUCUCGAGCGUUUAUCAGAGAGAAGUUACGUGAGGGAUUGGUACAGACUGGGCCUCUGUCCCAAUGGCAUAGAGUACGAUAAACGAAGAAACGAGCCCUUUAGGCUUACCUCAGUCAACUGUGCCUACAUGAUCUGCAGGAGUUAUCCGGCUCUUCUUGUUGUGCCAACAGGUGUCAGUGACGAGAGCAUCAGGAGAUUCUGCAGACUCUACAGGCAUUCCAGACUCCCGGUGAUCACGUGGAAGCACCCCAGGACGAAAGCUCUACUGAUCAGAGGAGCUGGUUGUCACGGAAAAGGUGUCAUGGGGAUGCUGAAGGCUCAUCCAUCCUCUGGGAGUAAUCUCAAGACGACAUCCUCUGAAUCAACUUCUACACUGGAGCAGGAAAAGUACCUGAUGUCACUGGUGUCGUCCACUCCUUUAUCAGUUCUCAGACAGGGUUCUACUGCUUGGGGAAUGUCAGACAGUUCCCUGAGUAUUGACUCUCUGUUGUUAACUGCUGAUGAGAGGAAUUGCAGUGGUACUCCAGAACAGACCAGGAGAAGUGUCUUCAACAAAAAUCCAGUUGCUGGAACGCUGGGAUCUUCUGCUGGAAAAGGUGGAAAGAAUUUUGGGAGAUGGGGCUCGCUGAAGGACAAACGUCACUCCUCCCAGGCAUCAUUGACCUCAGCUAAUCAGAGAGGAACUGUCAGGCACUCAGCUGAUUCUGACAGUGGUACUGAGUGUGUUCACACAUUCCAGAGGGCUGCACUCUACAUUCUGGGGGAGAAAGCCAACAUGAGGGGAGUGAUGAAGGCCGAGUCGUCAGCCCCAAAGACAGAUUUCAUUCCUGUUGAUUACUUUGAUAUAAGACACACGAAAACCUCUUUCAAGAAGCUCAUGCGAGCUUGCAUGCCGAGUUCUCAGAAUCCCGAGCCAGAUCAGAGCUUUUAUAAACUCAUUGAGAGCUCUGAGUGGCUGCAACAGCUGCAGAAUCUCAUGCAGCUAUCAGGUGCUGUGAUUGAUCUGAUGGAUGUCCAGGGAUCGUCAGUUGCUGUCUGCCUUGAGGAUGGCUGGGAUGCAACGACAACUGUCUGCUCAGUUGCUCAGGUCUGCCUGGAUCCUCACUACAGGACAAUCGAUGGAUUCAGAACACUAAUCGAAAAAGAGUGGCUUGGUUUUGGCUAUCGCUUUAGCCACAGGAGCAAUCUAUCAGCAAACUCACAAGUCACCAAUUUCACACCAACUUUUCUCCAGUUUCUAGAUAUAAUUCAUCAAAUUCAGCAGCAGUUUCCGAUGGCCUUUGAGUUCAACGACUACUACUUACGAUUUUUGGCGUAUCACUCAGUCUCCUGCAGGUUCAGGACAUUUCUUCUCGAUUGUGAAUUCGACAGGGUAGAGUGUGGUAUCACAGCUAUUGAGGACAAAAGGGGAUCACUCACCAGUUAUCACAAGGGCGUUGACACUGGUAGUGAUGAUGAAAUUGUUUAUCCAGGUGGUCGUCUUGCUACGAGCAAUAAUAGUGGCUCUAAUUUGGGCCAGAGUAUAUUUGAUUACAUCGAGAAGCAACACACGAGAUCUGCACUCUUCUACAAUUUUCUGUACACACCGAAUUCUGAACAUCCAGUUCUCAGGCCUGUGUCCCAUCUGCCUAGUCUCGAUAUCUGGCAGUAUUACCUCGAGGAGGAGCUCGCCCAUGGGCCACCCUACGAUCUUGAAGUACUCCAGCAGGAUUCACAGCAGGAGGAGGAGGCAGAGGCUGCUGAUGGCAUCAUCGAGAAGAGCAAUAGGAAAAUUGUUACUCAGGGACAUGAUUCUAUCCAGGCAAUGGUCCCUGAUCAGUUCUCUCAUCUUCUUGAGGAGAUCCACAAGCUGGAGACCGAGCUUGGACAUUUACCCCAGAAGUGGAGAGUCCUGUGGGAGAAACUCGAACUGCCAAAUACGGAUUCUCUAGCGAGAAAUGGCAGUUUCAGUACUGCCCUCGUCAGGUAUCAUGGCAGGCUCAUCCACAAGAGAUCCACCCUCGAGCUCAUCCUCAGGGGAAAAAUGGCUGGAGGUGGAAGUGGAAAUAAUAAUAAUGAAGCAAGUGUUUACGCUCAUCCUCACAGGUUUGAAAGACUCGAUACUGCAACACCAACUCACUGUGACGCGUGCUCUGGAGUUCUCUGGGGUCCAGUCAAGGCUGGACUCAGGUGUGUUGACUGUGGACAUGUCUGUCAUGACAAGUGCGCUGAUGCUGUACCCAAGAAUUGUACUAAAUACAAAGCAGUGACAAAUAAUGUUCAGACACACACAUUGACAAGAUCUGGUGGGGACAAUGGAAGUGUCAACUCUGGGAGCACAAUGCAAACGUCUUCUCAGCAGUAUUAUGAGCAGUUCUCCAGUAAUGUUGCGGAGAAUAGGACCCACGAGGGAUAUCUCUACAAGCGAGGGGCCCUUUUGAAGGGCUGGAAGCAGAGGUGGUUCGUUCUUGACUCCAUUAAACAUGAACUUAGGUAUUAUGACGCCAUGGAGGAUUCCCACUGCAAGGGCUACAUCGAUUUGGCUGAAGUGGUAUCAGUAACACCAGCAUCGCCUACACCGGGACCACCAAAGAAAACUGAUGACAAAUCAUUUUUUGAUCUCCGCACAAACAGACGGACGUACAAUUUCUGUGCAAGUGAUGCAGCGAUAGCUCAGGAGUGGAUUGAAAAGGUUCAAGCGUGUCUGCAGUAGUCUAAUAUCGAUUAAUUGCAUCUGUACCGGAUUAAAUACUUUAUUAAGAUUUAAAAAUUGAGAAAAAAAAACGCUAUGGAUUAUAUAUUGAGCGUCACCAAAGCUCGUUAUGUUCGCGCAAGUGACUGAUAGGAUAAUUAAAACAACUACGACUAGGAAAACUGAAGAGAAACAAAUGUUUAGGAGAAGAUAAUGCAUCAAUUUUGUUACAUAAUUUUUGUAUAGCUUCAUUCCUUUCCGACGAUAUGAUAUAUUCAUAUAUCAAACGAAAUAGCACGUAAAAUUACACUAAGAUUAUUGUUUGUACAUCUUAUGAUUAAUGGAAAUGUGUUGAAUACAGUUAUUUAUUUGAUUCAUUGAAUUUAUUACGGUGGAGAGAUGAAUGUGAACGCUUAGGGUUUCUACGAGAGCCGGGCUUAUAUUAUUUCAAUUUGUGUUAUAGCAAUGUUGACGUAUAUCAGAUUAUUAUGAAUAUGGAAUUUAAAUAAAAAAUAGUCGAGCAAGA